Messenger RNA from Cheilinus undulatus (humphead wrasse), 4296 nucleotides. RefSeq names its product NACHT, LRR and PYD domains-containing protein 3-like. The transcript is spliced from 13 exons. NCBI's taxonomy places the organism in Eukaryota, Metazoa, Chordata, Actinopteri, Labriformes, Labridae. The record is from RefSeq and is a predicted model, not a curated record. Gene Ontology annotation, molecular function: protein binding. The coding region runs from base 168 to 3887 and encodes 1239 amino acids.
CCGCAUUCAGACGCAGCAGAGAGAGGAGAUGAGAGCUGUGGGGGCUAGCAGAGACAGAGUAGACUGAUGGGAUGCAGACCCAAGAUUGAUAGCCAGGGCUGGACCAGGACUAAAUCCUGACUAGGUCUUUCUGGCUGAUCUGCCCCUAACAAAUAAAGGGAGCGGCGAUGGCCUCACAUGUGGGGCUCCUCUUUGAGGUCCUGCAGGAUUUGGGGAACGAGGAGCUCAAGCAGUUCCAGUGGUUCCUGAGGCAGCCCGGCAUCGUUGACGGCUUCCCGGGGAUCCCAAAGAGCGAGCUGGAGGAAGCGGACAGACAGGAUACGGUGGAUCUGAUGGUGCAGACGUGUGGGCUCCCUGCAGCUCUGUCUGUCACAGUGGAGGUCCUGAAGAAGAUCAGCAGGAACGAUUUAGUGGAGACUUUAUCCAAAAGUGCUUCUAAAACCAACAAUGUUGCUGCUGACGUAGCGGGAACCCCAGAAAUCACAGGAGCGUCUGUGACAUCUGCUGCCCAGGCUGAAGGAGUUAUCACCCAUCGCCCACAGAAGUUCUCAAGACUGAAGAACAUGUGUAUGUCAAUCAAGCUUAGAGAUUUGUUGGUGCAAAGACCAAAACCUCCAAGACACAUCACAUGGUACCAGCAGAAGCUGCAGUCAAACCUCCACAACAAGUUUAUGUGCACUCCAGAGGGGACGUCAAAGCAGAAGGAUAAGAAACUUCUGGAUGAGAUCUACACAGAGCUCUACAUCAUCGACGGGAACGAUGUGGAUGUUAACAGGCAGCAUGAGGUCAGACACAUUGAGAUGACGUCGAGAAAACUGGAAGAAACCAAGAGACCCAUUCUGCACAACGACAUCUUCAAACACCCCUCAGGAGAAAGCACACCUGUAAGAACCGUCCUGACCAAUGGGAUCGCAGGAAUCGGGAAAACGUUCCUUGUUUAUAAGUUCAUCCUGGACUGGGCUGAAAGACGAGCCAAUCAAGACGUUCACCUCAUCUUCCCCUUCACCUUCCGCCAGCUGAAUUUGCUGAGCGGGAGACGGUUUCGUUUAGCACAGCUCAUUCACGGCUGUAUCCGGGAAAGUCGAGAUAUCACAGAAGAGGCUCUGGACUACAUCUUCACAAACCUUCAGGCGUCAGGAAACACCAACUACGACAAAAGUAAAUUCAAACUUCUCUUCGUGCUCGAUGGACUUGACGAAAGUCGCCUUGAGCUUGACUUCAGGGAGAAGGAAGAACAUUCGGUCAAUGAGCCGCUGUUGGUCAGUGAACUUCUCGCAAACCUCAUCAAGGGGAGACUCCUCCCAUCGGCUCGUCUCUGGGUAACCACACGACCUGCAGCAGCCAAUCAGAUCCCUCUGGACUGUGUCGACAUCAUGACAGAGGUGAGAGGGUUCACUGAUCCACAGAAAGAGGAGUACUUCAGGAAAAGAUUCAGCAACGAGGAGCAGGCAGCAAGAAUCCUGUCCCACAUCAGGAUGUCCCGGAGUCUCCAUAUCAUGUGCCACAUUCCUGUUUUCUGCUGGAUCACUGCUUCAGUUCUGAAGCAGAUAUUUGAAAAAGAUGAGAGAAAAGAAAUCCCUCAGACUCUGACGGAGAUGUACACCAAGUUCCUGGUGUUUCAGAUCAAGCAGACGGAACAGAAGUACGAGAAGAAAAAUUUCAGUGUCAUCCAGUCCCUUGCAAAGCUCGCUUUCCAUGAGUUAGAGCGAGGAAACCUGAUCUUCUACGAGACGGACUUGAGAGACAGUGGCAUUCGUCUCAGUGAAGCGUCGGUGUACUCUGGUGUGUUCACCCAGAUCUUUAAAGAAGAAGACGGGCUGAAUGAAGAUAAGAUGUUCUGCUUUGUGCAUCUGAGCAUCCAUGAGUAUUUAGCAGCUUUAUCUGUGAUCCUUUCAGUCAUUAAUGAUGAGAGGGACGUGGUGGCUAAAGCACAAAAACCUUUCCAAAAACUGCAGCAGUUCUUCAAGAAGCCAUCUGUCACUGAGGUCUGUAUGAAAGCUGUGGAUAAGGCCUUGCAGAGUCCCAGCGGACACCUGGACCUGUUCCUACGCUUCCUCCUGGGCCUUUCAUUGAAGUCGAAUCAGGAUCUCUUACACGGCCUGUUGAAAGAAAAAGAAAGCCGAGCAGACUGCCAGAAGGUUCUAGUGACGUACAUCAAGAAGAAGAUCAGGGAGAACCCUUCGCCAGAAAGAUGCAUCAACCUUUUCCACUGUCUGAGUGAGCUGAAGGACAGCUCGCUGGUCGAGGAGGUCCGGCAUUACCUGAGAACAGGCAGCCUCUCCGCUGCACGCCUCUCUCCAGCUCAGUGGUCAGCCCUGGUCUUUGUGCUGCUGUCAUCUGAUGAAGAUCUGGAUGUGUUUGACCUCAAGAAAUACUCCAGGUCAGAGGAGGUUCUUCUGAGAAUGCUGCCGCUGGUCAAAGCCUCGACAACUGCUCGACUGGACCAGUGUCAGCUCUCUUUAAAGUCUUGUGUAGCUCUGGCUUCAGUUCUCAGCUCCUCCAGUGUGAAGAGUCUCGACCUCAGUUUCAACAAACUGGAGGAUUCUGGUGUUCUUUCCCUUUCUGAAGGACUGGAGCCUCCACACUGGAAACUGGAAACUUUAAAGUUGUCUGGCUGUGGGUUAAAGGAAUGGAGCGGUGCUGCCUUUGCCUCUGUCCUCAGCAUCAAAACGUCCUCUGUGAAAUACCAGGACCAGAGUAACGGCUUGAGAAGAACGAAAGUAUUACCGACCCAGAAGUUUUCAAAGCGCAGACUGAGAGAGGAAGACAACCAGCAACUGCGGAGGUUUUCUUGGAUAACGGAGGGAAGGUUUCGCAAUGUGGGAGAAUACUGUAGUCUGACGGACCUGGACUUGAGUCUCAACAACCUGAAUGAUUAUGGACUGCAGCUGCUCUGUGAUGGACUGAAGAGUCCACAUUGUAGACUGGAAAGUCUCAGGCUCAGUCUGUGUAACCUGACUCACAGAGGCUGUAAAUAUCUGGCCUCUGUUCUCAGCUCCAAGCCCUCCAGUCUGAAAAAGCUGGACCUGAGUAACAACGCGCUUUGGAGUCCAGGAGUGCAGCUGCUUUGUGACGGACUGGAAAGCCCAAACUGUGCACUGGAAACACUGGGGCUGUCAGGAUGUCUGAUCACAGAGGAGGGCUUUGCUGCUUUAGCCUCGGCUCUGAGCAGCAACCCAUCCCACCUGAGAGAGCUGGACCUGAGCUACAAUCAUCCCGGAGAGGUGGGGAUGAAGCUGCUCUCUGCGGGACUGGACAAUCCAGCAUGGAAACUGGAAAUCCUCAGAAUUGAUCACAGUGGAGAGACUAAGUUCUUGCCAGGACCUCAGCAAUACGCCUGUGAGCUCAAACUUGACCCAAACACUGUAAACGACAGAUUCAUCUUGUCUGAAGGUGACCGACAGGUGACGAAUGUGAUACAGGAGCAGAUGUAUCCAGAUCACCCAGACCGGUUUGAGUUCGGGAACCAGGUCCUGUGUACCACUGGUCUGACUGGGCGUUGUUACUGGGAGGUGGAAUGGGAAGGAGAAGUUUCUGUGGGGGUCUCGUACAGAGGGAUCGGCAGGAAAGGACAACAGAACGACUCCCUGUUAGGAUUGAAUGAUCAGUCCUGGUGCUUCGACUGCAACCAGAACACCGUCUGGCACAACGGUGAGGGUACUCUGUGGUCUACAGCGCCGGCCUCCAGAUUCCUCAGAGUCGGGGUGUUCCUGGACUGGCCUGCAGGGACUCUGUCCUUCUUUGAUAUCUCCUUUAACUCUGUGACACACCUCCACACCUUCCUCUGCACCUUCACUGAGCCUGUUUACCCCGCUCUCAGGGUUUUUGGUAAAAACUCGUCUGCAUUAUUGUGCCAGGGCCAUGCUGUACCCGACAUACACUUUUAAGUAGGAUAAACCGUUGGCCCUCAGCACUGACACUAAAACCUAGGGAUGGUCAUGGACAUUAUACGAAGAUGCCACACUGACUUACUGGGUCAUACGUCAGCGCCAUAUUGGUAGUGACAGGUCAGCAAUGCAAGUAGAGGAGGAAUAUUUGAGUUCAGCAUAAAAAGCACAAAGGAUGAAUUUGAAAUGAUUUUAAUGAACCAUUCUAUACUCAAUGAUUUAUAUUCAUGUAAGUACUCAGCUACUGAGAAAGGAAGAGGUCCUAAUCAGAAACACUUUCACAAAUCAUCGUUUGUCAACACAGUUGGCCGUGCCAUCCACAAAUGAUGGUUAAAGCCGGAUCAUGGAGAGAAGAAGCCAUAUGUGAACAGGAUCCAGAAACAACGCCGUCUUCUCUGGACCAAAGCUC